Anguilla anguilla (European eel) is the source of this 1998-nucleotide messenger RNA. Its product is annotated as piggyBac transposable element-derived protein 4-like. Bases 247 to 1239 code for a protein of 330 amino acids. The transcript is spliced from 2 exons. The record is from RefSeq and is a predicted model, not a curated record. NCBI's taxonomy places the organism in Eukaryota, Metazoa, Chordata, Actinopteri, Anguilliformes, Anguillidae.
ACACAAAACCACACACACACACACACACACAGUAUUUUACUGCAUCAAAAUGAAUCGGACACAAAGCGUGAGUUUUCGCUUGAAAGCAAUGCUUACACACAGACCGGAGUGUGGAGAAGACUGGAAGACAAUGGACGAGAUUGACCUGCGUGCCUACGUGGGGCUGCUGAUCUUAGCCGGUCCAGAGGUGAACCUACCUCCAACCUUUGGGAUGCCCAAACUGGAAGAGCCAUUUUUCAUGCUACCAUGCCCCUGAAGUCCUUUCACACUCUCUCGAGAAUGAUCAGAUUUGACAGCCGUGAGUUCAGACGGGCGGGGCGUGUCCCAGACAAACUGGCGCCAAUCCGGAACGUCUGGGAGAAGUGGGCGGAGCGUCUACCUUGCCUUUACAACCCUGGGCCUGAAGUGACCGUGGGCGAGCAGCUGGGUCCGUUCAGAGGUUGCUGUCCUUUCCGGCAGUAUAUUCCCAGCAAGCCGGGAAAGUACGGAAUCAAGAUACGGACCCUCUGUGACGCCACAUCCAGCUACGUGUGGAACAUGCAAGUGAACACUAGGAAGGCUGCCAGUGGAGCUCUGGAGAAAAAUGGAGGCGUGCGUAUCCUGCUAGACAUGACUGAAGGUCUGAGGUGGCGCAAUAUUACGUGCGACAGUUCCUUCACCUCAUACGAACUCGGCCAGGAGCUCCUGAAGAGGAAGAUGACCAUGGUGGGCGAGGUUAGAAAGAACAGAAAGGGCCGCGAGGUCUUCUCCUCCAAGUUUGCCUUCAUCCCCUCCGCCACUCUUGUUUCUUACUGCCCGAAGAGGAACAGGAGCGCGGUCCUCCUGAGCACCCUGCACAAGGACGCUGAGGUCGGUGACGGCGAGGACAGGAAGCCAGCCGUCGUCAUGGACUACAACCGUAGCAAAGGAGGAGUGGUCAAUCUGGGAAAAGCCACUGGAAUUUACAGCUGUAAGCGGGUGACCGCCCGCUGGCCCCUGGUCAUCUUCUACAACAUCAUCGACGUGUCCUCCCACAACGCCGUCAUCAUCUGGAACAAGCUCAACCCUACCUGGAUGGCCGGCAAGCGGAGUAAGAAGAGGGCGUUUUUGGACCAGCUGGGAAGAGAGCUUGUGACCCCCCAAAUACAAAGAAGGGGGCACCCCCACCCCGCACGGCGGCUCCGGCGGCCCUCGCGAGAGCCGUCCAGGGGGUGGAACCUGGCCCCAAUCCGCCCGAGGUUCCGUCUGCAGCCGCUUUAGCCGGGGGAGGCAAACGCAGGAGAUGCCAUUUCUGCCCAACGAAGAAGGGCUGUAAAACAAACACCACGUGCUGCAAGUGCGGGAAAUGCAUCUGCAAAGAGCACGCUUGCAGGCUCGCGUACUGUCGCCCAUGCGCCGAGUGGAGAAACACGCAGCCAAGCGCUGGGCACUCUAUUGCCCUGUAAAAUAAUAACAAAGUUUAAGAAUGUUAUUUCUUAUGUUACCUUUCAGUAAAAUACAUUGAAAUCUUGUUUUGUAAUUUUGUAAGCUAUUGGUGUGCUAUCUCUUUCUGAAGAACGAAAAACUGAAUGGAAUCAAUUUUUUUACACUUUUGAAGUAAUAAUAUUUUUUUUAAUUAGACAGUGCACACAUACAAAUAAAUUCAUAAUCAAAGUUAAGCAUCACACGUCUAUUACAGCAAGAAAAGUCAAUUGUGUGUUUUUUUUUGUAAAAAUGAGUGGUAUAGACAGAAUAAAUGCAAUCACUGUGGACUAUUCGCUGAUUUGUUCAUGAGUGACAGGUUGUUUCUACAUGAAAAAUAUAUUUUGGGUUUAAAAUUCAAUCAUUGGGGGAUAAUGAGGGUGGGUAAUUUUUGACUCUGUAGACAUGGGUUGCAUGCAUAAUAUAAAGAUUGCACAAGGGUGAUUUACAUACACAUUCACCCACACAGGCAUACACACACACGCACACACAUGCACACGCAUGUGCAGACACACACACACACACACACUCAUGUAUGUAAUUGAAUAUUUUUGGCAU